Vicia villosa (hairy vetch) is the source of this 1467-nucleotide messenger RNA. RefSeq lists its product as uncharacterized. The transcript has 9 exons. NCBI's taxonomy places the organism in Eukaryota, Viridiplantae, Streptophyta, Magnoliopsida, Fabales, Fabaceae. The coding region runs from base 562 to 1467 and encodes 301 amino acids. The record is from RefSeq and is a predicted model, not a curated record.
UAUUUUGGUUCUCAGACUCCGUCAUGAAAAGCCAUAUGAUAUCGAAAAGACUGGCUGGAAGUGCCCAUAUAGGGCUUGUUAAUAGGCAAAGCUUACAGAAAAACCCUAACACACGAAGAGUUCAUGGAGGCGAUGAAAGUAGUGGAAACGUUGAAGAGAAGAAAGUCUGAUUAGGAAAAAUUGAAAGUGAAACAAUUGUUUCUUGGGAAACACAAUGGCGAAGGCGCAUUUGAAGGUUCAAAUUGGUUAAGGCGCAUUUGAAGGUUCAAACCGGUUUUUCGCCAUAAUCCUAAUGACGGCAUCCCAAAGCGGCCUUUUCGGUAAUAUUUUGGCUCUGACUCCGCCAUGGAAAGCCAUAUUUUAUCGAAAAGACUGGAUGGAAGGGAGUGGUGUAUGCUUUAUCUAGUUGGUUAAAGAGUAUCCAUCCUAGUUACAACCUACGACUUGUUAAUGGGCGCAAGCUUACAGUUACAUAAUCACUUGUCACCAAGUCAUAUACUAACAGUGUUGAGGUGAGAACUUUCAGAGAUUCAAAAUAAAUAUUUACUAGCAUUUCAAAGAAUGAGCAAUAAUGAAGGAAAUUUUGUUCAUGGCAAAGAAUUGGCUCACCUGCUUAGUGAUAAUAUCAAUAACAUAGUACAAGGAUUUAGAUCCGAAUGUCGCGAUAUGGUUGAAGCAAAUGCUGAAAUUACACCUAUUCAUGAAUCUGAAUCAUCAACAAGACGUGGGAAGAAGCUGACAACAAUACUAAUCAAAAGGGAAACAUUUUCAUUUUCAUUUCCUGUGGACUUUGAUAUUUCAUGUUUUCCGGGUAUAGACAGUAUGUUGUCUAAUCUUACAAGUUGGGAUGUUGAAUGUCGAAAGAGAGAAUCUAGAAUUUGUGAUACGUACUAUAUUCACGCAACCGUCACUGAAGGUAAAAGAUUGCGAUCCAUUACAGAAGUUGUAAACAAAUUACUUCCAGAAGGAUAUGCCAAGUUGGACAGCCGAAAAAGAAAGAAAAACAUGGACUUUGAUGAUAUAGAUGAAGAAAAUAAUUUUGAAUUUGAAGCUAAUGAAAACAACAUCUCUCAAGUUCAAAAACAAAAACUUGUCGAGGCGGGGAAAGAUAUUUCUCCCGAAUCUUCCACCCGUACAGAAAGGUUUAUUGGAAACAAAGAAAUUAAUGCUGAAGUUGGAGAUUUUUCUUGUUCUCCUUUAUCGAUUAUGGAUAAAGAGAACAAUAUGGAUGAUAUUUUAACAAGAGCGUUGCUAAAUUCACAAGAAACAUCGCCUGAAUUUUUGCUAUACAUCUCGGAUAUGCAACCCAUUGUUCCUGUCAAUCAAAAUAUAUUAGAAGAUAUGCUGAAAGAUCAUGUUGAAAAUGAUUGGACUCUAAUGGAUCGUGUCAAUAACUAUGAAGUCUUAUAUAAAAUUAGAGAAGACUUCUCUGAAUAUGAUGAUUUGAUAGCAAACUUUCUAAAAUAA